AUGCCUCGAAUCUCGCCCAGUUCAGUAAGAGCUUGCAACAGGGUAAACCGCUUUCUCAGGCUUCUUCUACCGGCGUGCAGGACAGUGGAACGCAGCAAUUUGGAAUUCAAAUGGAUCUCCAAUGAACUCAGCAGUUUAGAACAUCUAAACACCAACCGCAAAUUACGAGAGGCAAUAUAUAAUGCAUGUUUGCAACGGUUUCGGUAUUUGCCUUUGCAAUACAUACUUGGUUCUCAGCCAUUUGGGUCUUUGGAACUCGUGUGUCGAAAAGGAGUUCUUAUUCCUAGAUGGGAGACGGAAGAAUGGUCGUACGAGCUUGCUCACAGAAUAAGAAAGAAUGCCACGAACAAUAAGCAGAAGAUGGUAAUCUGGGAUCUGUGCUCUGGCUCGGGAUGCAUUGCUUUGCUGCUGAAACAAGAGUUGCAAGCUUUCAAGGAUGUAAAUAUAACAGCUUUAGACAUCUCGCAAAAAGCAAUCAGUCUGAUAAAAAGAAAUAUGGCAAGAAACGGCAUCAAGGAUGUUUCUGUGAUAUCCGCCGAUGUACUACAUAACCCGCCGAACCCUGGCUCGAUGAUUGAUAUUCUGGUGUGUAACCCACCCUAUAUUUCAGAGGACAGUUUUGUCAAAGAGACAAGUCGAUCAGUUAAGAUUCAUGAGCCAAGAUUGGCACUUGUUGGCGAUAAGGAAUUUUACCAAAACCUGAUCGAGCAUUGGUUGCCGAAGAUCAAUUCAUUCGUUUAUGAGAUUGGUGACAUCAAUCAAGCAGAUUUUGUUCACAACGCUAUUAUAAAUGAUACAGAAUUGAAUACAGUCUGGUCUACAGGCGUGAAACGUGAUGCAAACGGUAACCCUCGCGUUCUCUACGGUUUUCGAAAAAAUGGAAAAAACAAUACCUCGUUUAAAUAUCAUGAACUAUUUGACAAUUUUGGUAAGCUGAACUAG
Molecule: messenger RNA, 942 nt
Organism: Zygotorulaspora mrakii
Lineage: Eukaryota; Fungi; Ascomycota; Saccharomycetes; Saccharomycetales; Saccharomycetaceae
Gene: MTQ1
Product: S-adenosylmethionine-dependent methyltransferase
Exons: 1
Coding region: 1-942 (313 amino acids)
Biological process (GO): protein methylation
Cellular component (GO): mitochondrion
Molecular function (GO): protein methyltransferase activity; nucleic acid binding
Source: RefSeq, a predicted model, not a curated record